Salvelinus namaycush (lake trout) is the source of this 4090-nucleotide messenger RNA. RefSeq names its product EVI5-like protein. The transcript is spliced from 19 exons. The record is from RefSeq and is a predicted model, not a curated record. NCBI's taxonomy places the organism in Eukaryota, Metazoa, Chordata, Actinopteri, Salmoniformes, Salmonidae. The coding region runs from base 413 to 2914 and encodes 833 amino acids.
AGGACAGGGGAGAAAGGGUGGACAGCUCCCUGUCUAGUAGUUGUAGCUGGUUAUAGGUCUUCUUGAGGAAGCGCCGACAGACGGACAGAUGGGCGAGUUCGCAUUUUCUAAUAAAACAGCAGCACGAGCGAUGGCUUCGGCGUAGCAUUUCGUACUGUAUUUUUCAUAAAGCGGUGAAGUCGACAUUGUGAAGGUUUUAUUCUGUGCUAGUUUCGUGGUGUCCGUGUGUUGGCAUGACAUAGCAGCUACGAGCAAGAGCCGAUUCGAUUAUGGGAACAUUCAGGUUUGAGGAACCCUGAUCCGAUUGGCUCCGGCACCGCCCUACCAGGUGAUCCUACAGCGGGGGAGACGGGUAAGGAGACCCAGCCACAGCCUCCCCUGUCCAACAGUGCGUUGCACUGUGCCCACAACCAUGUCCACCCCCAGCGGCAGCCCUGAGAGAGAGGGCUCCACAGGGGGACCCAACCAGCUGGAGUGUCCCCUCUCCUCUCCCCCUGGCAUGGACCAUUCCAUGGGCAGCCCCCUGCUCAGCCCGGACUCAUCUUGCCAAGAUGCCAUGCUCUCAGCCCCCGCCGCCUCCCCCGCUGACUCGGAUUGCCUGAGCCCUGACGAGCUAGAGCUGCUGGCCAAGCUGGAGGAGCAGAACAGACUUCUGGAGGCGGACUCCAAGUCGAUGCGUUCGAUGAGCGGCUCGCGGCGGAACAGCGGCUCGUCCCUGGUGUCCAGCUCCUCUGCCUCGUCCAACCUGUCCCACCUGGAGGAGGACACCUGGAUCCUGUGGGGACGCAUCGUCAACGAGUGGGACGAAUGGAGACGCAAGAAGGACAAGCUGCUCAAGGAGCUGAUCCGUAAGGGCAUCCCACACCACUUCCGGGCCAUCGUGUGGCAGCUGCUUGGUAACGCCACAGACAUGCCAGUGAAGAACCAGUACUCUGAGCUGCUCAAGAUGUCCUCGCCCUGCGAAAAGCUCAUCCGCCGGGACAUCGCCCGCACCUACCCCGAGCAUGAGUUCUUCAAGGGCCAGGACAGCCUGGGUCAGGAGGUGCUCUUCAACGUCAUGAAGGCGUAUUCUCUGGUGGACCGGGAGGUGGGCUACUGCCAGGGCAGUGCCUUCAUCGUGGGCCUGCUGCUCAUGCAGAUGCCAGAGGAGGAGGCGUUCUGUGUGUUUGUGCGUCUGAUGCAGGAGUACCGUCUGAGGGAGCUUUUCAAACCAACCAUGGCUGAACUAGGUCUCUGUAUCUACCAGUUUGAAUACCUGCUGCAGGAGCAGCUCCCGGAGCUGAACGUCCACUUCCGUUCUCAGAGUUUCCACACCUCCAUGUACGCCUCCUCCUGGUUCCUGACUCUCUUCCUCACCUUCCUCCCCAUGCCCGUCGCCACACGCAUCUUUGAUAUCUUCAUGUACGAGGGUCUGGAGAUUAUAUUUCGUGUGGGCAUGGCCAUUCUGCAGUACAACCAGACUGACCUCAUCCAGCUGGACAUGGAGGGCAUGUCUCAGCACUUCCAGAAGGUGAUCCCCCACCAGUUUGACAGCUGCCCAGACAAGCUGAUCCUGAGGGCCUACCAGGUCAAAUACAACCCCAAGAGGAUGAAGAAGUUGGAGAAAGAGUACACCACAAUCAAGAACAAAGAGAUGGAGGAGCAGAUAGAGAUCAAGAGGUUACGCACAGAGAACAGGCUUCUGAAGCAGAGGAUUGAGACAUUGGAGAAGGGUCAGGUGACGCGGGCGCAGGAGGCGGAGGAGAACUAUGUGAUCAAGCGGGAGCUGGCGGUGGUGAGGCAGCAGUUCAGCGUGACCAGUCAGAACCUGGAGAAAGCCCAGGACACCAUCGGAGAACUGCAGCGGGAGAAGUACACAGAGCAGUUUGUAACCGGUCUGCAGACGCAGCUGGAGCAGUCCCGGCUGCAGGAGGCAGAGCUACUGGGAGCCCUCAAAGAGAUGCAGGACAAAGUACUGGACCUAGAGAAGAGGAGCAGCUCUCUGCCUGAUGAGAACAACGUGGCCCAGCUGCAGGAUGAGCUGAAGCUGGUGAAGCUCAGAGAGCUGGAGACACUGCACUCCUUCAGAGAGAUGCAGGACACGGUGACCGAGCUUAACCAGCGCUGGCAGCUCCACAUGUCAAAAGGUGGCGGGGGUCACUGGAAGGAAUCCCCCAAGAAGAAUGCCCUGAAUGAGCUGCAGGACAAGCUGAUGGGGGUGCGUCUGAGAGAGGCCCAGGCCCAGGCUGAACUCAGGGAGGUCAAACUCCAAGCCAUACAGCUGGAGAGCCAGAACCAGAUUCACAGCAAGCUGAUUGGGCGCCAUGAGGUGGAGAGCGCCGCCAUGCAGGAGAGGCUGCAGCAGCUGGCGAGCCAGAACAAGGGGCUGCAGGCCCAGCUCACCGAGAUGAAGAGGAAACAGGCCGAGCUCGACUGCAAGAGUAAAGAGGAGGUGAUGACGGUGCGCUUGCGGGAGGCUGACAGCAUGGCCGCCAUGGCUGAGCUCAGACAGAAGAUGGCUGAGCUGGAGAUACAGAAGGAGGAGGGUCUGAUCCAGGGCCAGCUGAACCACUCUGACUCCAGGCAGUAUAUCACCCAGCUUCGAGACCAGAUCGGAGAACUCAAGAAUGAGAUCAGGCAGCUCCGCGGGCAGCGCUCCAAGUUCGCUCCUAGUUCCCGGGGCGGGGGCUACCCGGAUCUGUGUCUAGCUAGCCCCUCGUCGGCCGGAGGCGACUACCUGAGCUCGGAUGAGGACCUUCUCCCCAGCCCCAUCCCCCCCAACGCCAUGUACCCCGCCCUGCCCCACCCCUCGGCCAGGCUGGACAGCGAGGGCAGCACCGACAGCGAAGCAGAGGUCCACCCGGACCACCCCCACCACGGCCCCUCGCAGCAGCUCUACACUAGCAUGGUGUGUGCUGAGGUUCUGGACAACUGAGCCAUGGAGGUCCCUGGAACUCCCUGGUCCUGACCUAGACUACUAAAGAUACUGUACUCAGUAUCUCUUUAGUAUUAGAGAUGCUGUACUCGCCCCAACUUUACUGUACUACUGUUCUCACCCUAAACUACUGUAACCUGUAACGGACAUCCUCCCCUCCUUCUUCGUGUUGGUGCCAUGGUCUCUCCUCUUUGUCAUUCUCUUCUCUCCAUUUCCCCCUUUUACUUCUCUGUUCACUCCUAUCUCUCUUCACUUAUCCCUCUUUAUCUCCCUCUAUCUCCCUCAAUCUCUUUCUCCUUUACAUUCUCACAGACCCUGUAUUCCCUAUGGGGUAGAGUCAAUUCCAGUCCUAUUCCCCUGUCUUGUCCUGUCCUUGGCAUUAGUUUCCACAUUGCACUCCGGACCUGAGUGAAGAACAGAUAACUUCAGUAUGCUCGCUCACUGUGCAGCAAGCAUAUCCUAUCCGCACAGAAAGCCGAGAAAAUAAAAGGGAUUGAAAAUAGACACAAAAAAUUGCUUUCAACUUUCAAUACUCCAACCAUACCACACAGCAGUGACUAUGAGAUGCAAAGGACAUCGCUUUGAUGAAAUGAUUCCCCUCAAGUUUGGAAGGACUUCAAUAUGGACUUGGGAUCGGUAAAAGAGGAUAUGGAUGGAUGACUUGUUGGGCUUGACCCUGCUCUUACUGUCCCGUGAGCGAGAUGUGGAACGUACUGUCUCCCUCCAUCUUUCUCUUUCCUCCUCCUUUUCUCUCUCUCUCCAUCUCUCUUUCUGUCAUUCCAUCAUUCCAAGAAGACCCAUUGGCCACCUGCACUGCCUGUUAAAAUGGAAACAACCAUCCACUGUAACCUCACAAUGCACACUUCAAAAAAAAUGAGAGCGAGAGGGAACGAAGGAAGGAUAGGGGUAGGAAAAGAGAGGAGUAUGGCAUGGACUUGUACACAUCAAUAUCAUAGGGAUGUUACUAGAUGACAUGACAUGCAUAGAUGAAUAUUAACAAUUUCCCUUACUGAAAUAUGUUUGUUGUGUGUGUCUCAAUGACUUGCAAAUGAAACAAGGCAAGCGAAUUACGAUGGCUAAUGUCAACAACAACAAAAAUCUCAACAUUGCCAAAUCUUAGGUCAUUUUUCUGCUAUUAUUUAUGUUCUUAUUUAUUUGAAUAUUUUUUUUAUAUAU